Molecule: messenger RNA, 1414 nt
Organism: Syngnathoides biaculeatus (alligator pipefish)
Lineage: Eukaryota; Metazoa; Chordata; Actinopteri; Syngnathiformes; Syngnathidae
Exons: 12
Coding region: 33-1328 (431 amino acids)
Source: RefSeq, a predicted model, not a curated record
ACGACUGGUUCUCGGCCAGUUCGUUGAGCUUUAUGUCCCAUUCCAGCACUCUCGUACUCCUGAUUGAACCUGUGUGUACCGACCUUCGUCCGUUCUCCGACCAACCUUUCAGCGGAAGAGUCAUGAUUUUCUUUCAGGGCAUUGUUUUGUGUUUUUUUGUCUCAGACCUGCACUCGUCUGCCGUCCAUGCACUUGAAAUGUGUCAGACUGCCUGGUUUGAUGAUGGAGAUGUUUCAGAAGACGGUGACUCUGAGCUCUUGACUGACUUGAGAAGGAAACAUGGGACCAGGAUCUGUUCGGAUCCAGUAGACAUGGAGACCCAGACCGUUGCCGGGAUCAAGUCUGAGCACACGACGAACAUCUUCCACACGCACAGUCCGUCGGAGGGCCUUUUGUGCCUCAACAGAGAGCAAUUCGGGAGCUUGUGUGUCGAUUACAAGGUCAAGUUCACCUGUUCCGGACAGUUUUGUUCUGAGUGCCAGACGGGCUGGUUUGACAUGGAUGACCCGGAAGGGCAUGGAGACUUUGAGCUCCUCAGUGACCUCCGCCAGAAGUACCCCGGAAAGAUCUGUCAUCAGCCAGUAGCCAUCCAAGUCCAGACCGUUUCUGCCGAGUCUGCCUCCAGUACGCCGGAGACAUUUUUAAGGUUAGACGCUGCCUACGGAUUUGCUUGUGUGAAUGCAGAUCAAACUGACAAGAGCUGUGAAGACUACAAGGUCAGGUUCACGUGUCCCAAAGAGUUUUGUCAAAAGUCACAGGAGUGUCGCACACAAUGGCUGGAUAGUGAUGACCCAUCAGAUGAGGGUGACGUGGAGUCCUUGUAUCGGCUCCUGAAGACUUACCCUGGACAGGUCUGCAGAAAUCCAAUCCGGAUAGAGGCCAGGACGACAAACGGAUUGUCUUCCGAACUCACUGGAGACGUCUUCCUCUCCAAUGAUGUGACCUUUGGCUUUGCAUGCAUCAAUGAGAAUCAGCCGACUAACCAACAAUGUGCAGAUUAUGAAGUGAUGAUGACGUGUCCCUCCGAUUUCUGUCACAUGACAGGUUGCAGGACUCGCUGGUUCGAUCUGGAUGACCCCACCAGCGAUGGCGAUUAUGAGACCCUCGUCGAGCUGCAACGGGUCAACGCCGCUGAGGUUUGCCCUCAGCCUGUGGCAGUGGAGGCCAUGACAACAUCUGGCAUCCCGGCACAUGAGACAGGCGACGUCUUUCAAAUGUACGAUGCCACUCACGGCUUUGCUUGUGUGAAUCGUGAACAACCGUCGGAGAAGCAAUGCCAGGACUACCAAGUCCGAUUAACCUGCCCACCCGCCUUCUGCUCCAUCUGAACCGGCAAUCUUGCAACUUUUACAUUAGUCAAGCAGAAGGAGCUCGCACGUCAUCAGCUCUCAGUUUUGAUUUUGAUAGCAUUCUU